This is a messenger RNA of Gigantopelta aegis, 2555 nucleotides long. Its product is annotated as BTB/POZ domain-containing protein 2-like. Bases 20 to 982 code for a protein of 320 amino acids. NCBI's taxonomy places the organism in Eukaryota, Metazoa, Mollusca, Gastropoda, Neomphalida, Peltospiridae. The record is from RefSeq and is a predicted model, not a curated record. The transcript is spliced from 2 exons. Gene Ontology annotation, molecular function: protein binding.
GUAUAUUUUCAGUGACAAGAUGGAGACAUGCAAAUCAAGUAGUCAGAAUGGUCUUGACAGCUGGCAGAGCAGCAAAUCUCUUUCAGAAUGUCUGAGAUAUUCUCUUGAAAAUAAAAUGUUCAGUGACGUAGCAUUCAAGGUGGGGAGAGAACAGAAGAGCGUCCAGGCUCACAGACAAAUUCUCAGUAUCCGCAGCGGCGUGUUCGAGGCCAUGUUCUACGGACCAUUGGCAGAGCAGGAUGAGAUCGUCAUUCCGGAAGUAGAACACGACAUAUUUGAACAGUUUCUAAGGUAUCUCUAUACAGAUGACGUCACAAUUGAUGGUGCCAGUGUGAUGGGUUUGUUGUACGUAUCAAAGAAGUAUGACGUCAAAACCCUGGAACAGAAGUGUCUGACGUAUUUGUCGUCAUCGAUGACGUCAGACAACGCCUGCGUGAUACUGGAACAGGUGCACGUGUUUGAUGAGCAGGAAUUGAAAGAAAAAGCUCUGAAUUUUAUUUUGAAAAAUGGAGAUGCCGCUCUAAAGUCAACUGGAGUUACCGACCUUUGUCACGAAUGCUUGGUUAAGAUCAUACAAGCGGACGAACUGAUGGCCGAUGAACAAUCUGUCUUUGAAGCUGUUGUGGCGUGGAGUGAGAGCGCCUGCAGGAAACAAAACAAAGAUGUAACUCCAGAAAACAGACGUCAAGUGAUUGGGGAAGGCAUAAAGCACGUGAGUUUUCCCAUACUUGACCAUAAAUAUUUAGUGAAACAGGUAGUACCAACUAAUUUGCUGACUGAUGCAGAAAAAGCCAAGAUCUUCGCAUACUGUCUGUGUCCCGAUGAAAAUGUUUCACCAUUUAACGCCAACAAGCGCAUAGGUAUUAUUAAUCGAGAGAAAAUUAUAACACAUAUAAUACAGCGCCUCACCACCAUCGGCAAUGCAGUGAUGUCAUUAGAAAUAGAAAUAGCAGGUGAAAAUCAAAUUAUAGGCGGCCAUUAAUCAACAAAAAGUCGACAAGCAUUGUUUAUUGGAAGUUCGAUACCAGGCGACAAUUGAUUCGAUACCAGGCGACAAUUGAUUCGGGUGCCGGCGACAAUCAAUUCGGGUGCCGGCGACAAUUGAUUCGAUAGCCGGCGACAAUUGAUUCGGGUGCCGGCUAUUAAUGACAUCCCUGCAAUGCAUAUCGUUGCCCAUGUAUUAGUGAUGUCAGUCAUGGAAUUAUGUUUUCUGUAAACCAAGACGCGUCACUACUAGGAUUCCAGUUGUAUGGUCCCAAAAGCAGAACCACUGCAAAUUAUGAUGUCAGAGCUUUCAUAACUGACACGACAACAGAUGACGUAAUCGAAGGUUCAUCAGUGACAAAGUCAGUCUCAGUCGCAGAUGGGACGACAAGAUAUGACGUGGAGUUUCCUCGACCCCUAAAACUGAGCAAAGACAAGAAGUACAAUCUGAUUGUUAACAUCAAGGGACCUAACUCACACUAUGGGUGGUCGGGCAGAUCUACAGUACAGAACGGGUCGUUUAUGUGUUCGUUCUUCAACUGCCAGAAAUCCAAACACGGUAACGAACUACACCCAUAUACAGAUGUGAGUGGACGACAGAUACCUGAUUUGAUGUUCUUAGUAUGACAACCUGUAGUUGGAGAUUAUGUUAUAGUAGAGUAGUGUUAGUAUGGAGUCAUCUUCCUAGUAGUAGCUGGUGAGACUUUCUCUAACAGCCCAGCUAGCAGAGCAUUGGAUUCUUAUAAAUCAGUGCUCGAAAUACUGCCGUCCCGACCACUUUUUGCCGGUGAACGUCACCACGGGCUGGGAAAUAUGUUUGCCUUUAUAUUUUAUGAUCAUGUUUGGUCUGGUAGGUUUUGAUUUAGUCUGGCAGAAUUUCUGGAUUCCAGGAAUUUCAGCCAAUUUCGACCCCUGUGUAUAAAUGGUCCGUGGUUCCACCCCAUUCAGUAUUAGUUGCUUUACAUGUAAAUGUUACAAUUUGUCGCCCAGAGACCCGGGACAUACACUGACUUGAGGGUGUAGUAGUGUUGGUAUAAUAUCCUCCUCUUGCGCAGUAGCCAGUUAAAUGUAUUUUGUUAACGCUGUUGGUAAAGCUUAGGUACAGACGUUCAUAUGCAUGUACGAGGGUACGCACGCACACACACACACACACACACACGAACGCACACGAACAGCGACAGACACGCAUACAUACGCGCACACACAAUCGUACGCACGCACACACACAUACACUUGCACAUUUGGAUAUAUGCACAUAUAAUUGUUUUGCCAUUCCCUUUAACCCUUUAACAAACCCUUUAACCGUCAUAGGUUGGACUAAUGCGCGGGAAAAAGUCUCACAUCACUGUACAUGUGUGCACGAUAUUUACCCGUUUUGUUGUUCAACAAAAUAAUAACUGCAUCAAAGACACCGCACGUAUAGGUUCUUGCAUUUGUAAAAUCUUGUCAUUAAAUGUAUCGUUAAAAAACAGUUCAGUUUAUUUCAAAUGUUGUGUGGCGUGUGUGUCCUACACCAUAUCGUUACAACUGUUAAAACCCCCAACGAAAAAACCCCCACAAAACAAACAAAA